GAAAGAUCCUCCUGAGUCUGCUGUCUACGUCACUCCUCACGCUUCAGCGUAUUCCAAGAUGGCGCUGCAGAGGACGGUGGCGCGGGUGCUGCGCAUAGGGACAGAUUUAGGGGUCAGCAAUAAGGCGAGGCAUUUUAAAACGGCAGCUGUACUGUGUCGCCGGACUGCACCUCUUGGUCCAAUGCCAAAUGAAGACAUAGACUGGAAGAACCUGGAGGCUCUUGAAAAAUAUUGUAGCUAUACACGCUACCUCCAAACUGCAGAGGAAGCCAUUAAAAAAGACGUCUGGUGGAAGACCUACAGGAAACAUCUGGAACAGAAAUCUGACAAUGACUUUAAGCCAGUGGACAUCGGCUUGCCUCACUGCCGACCCUCCAGGUUAAAGGAAGCUCAGGAAAGAAGAAAGGUGAUGAAGGAAAACAAAAAGAAUCCGGAACUGGAGAGAGCCGCUCGUCUACGCACGUUUCGCAUUCCUUUAGAUGAAGUGAAGCAGGAAUGGGAGAAAACUAAUGGUCCUUACCACAUACGGAGGCUGGCAGAGCACUAUGGAAUAUACAGAGACCUUUUCCCCAUGGCUUAUUUUGUUCCAAGGGUAAUGCUCAGGGUGGCGUAUGGUGAUGACAAGAAUGCCAUGGUGCAUUAUGGCAAUCAUUUAUCACCUAGUCAGGCUUCAUCAGCGCCUCACAUUAGCUUCGAGGCAGAGGAGAAUUCUCUUUGGACGUUGCUGCUAACAAGCCCAGAUGAACACUUGCAGGAUGGUGAACAGGAGUAUGUGCAUUGGCUGGUUGGUAAUAUUCCUGGAAAUGCUGUAUUUUCUGGAGAAGAGAUCACUCAUUACGUGGCUCCGUUCCCUGCCAAGGGAACAGGAUUUCACAGAUACAUCUUUAUCCUUUUCAAGCAGGAAGCUGUUGUUGACUUUCGCAGUGACAUCAGACCAAAGCCCUGUUACAGUCUACAGCAGCGAAGUUUCAAGACUUUAGACUUCUACAGGAAACAUGAAGAUCAAAUGACCCCCGCUGGACUGGCUUUCUUUCAAAGCCAGUGGGACAACUCGGUCACCAAUACCUUUCACAUGUUGUUCAAUAUGCGAGAGCCAGUGUUCGAGUAUGACCGACCACCAGUGUAUCACCCACCCCAGAAAAAAUACCCUCACGGACAACCGCUGCGAUACAUGGACCGCUACAGAGGCAGAAAAGAACACACAUAUGGCAUUUACUAAAAAGACAUGCAUUUCUUGUAGAAAUUUCU
Messenger RNA from Hemibagrus wyckioides, 1248 nucleotides. It is a transcript of the gene mrpl38, whose product is annotated as mitochondrial ribosomal protein L38. The record is from RefSeq and is a predicted model, not a curated record. Gene Ontology annotation, cellular component: mitochondrial large ribosomal subunit. Lineage: Eukaryota; Metazoa; Chordata; Actinopteri; Siluriformes; Bagridae. Bases 59 to 1219 code for a protein of 386 amino acids. The transcript has 9 exons.